AUGCAAACUACAGAGGAUGUGAGCUUUUGGAGAUUUUUUCUAUUUUCAUGCCUUUUUUUGCAGAGUUCCAGUCAAGACUUUGGAGGACAGACGCAAUUUAUUUGCACCUCAGUCCCAAAGGAUAUGGACAUAUGCGCAGCCACUUUGCAAAACAGCGUCCCCGGUGAUGACUUGAAGAGCACCGUCGCGCAGUUGAGGGAGACGGUCCUGCAGCAGAAGGAGACCAUCAUUAACCAGAAAGAAACCAUAAGAGAACUGACCUCAAAGUUGGCCAGAUGCGAGAGCCAGAGUGGUGCUGAGGCAGGGGAAGGGCGCUCCGGGGGCAGGAAGAAAGAGGCUGGGACCAAAAACACCAUGGGUGAUGUAUCCAGGGGCCCCGCCGACACUUUGGCGCAACUCUCACAGACUUUACAGUCCCUCAAGCAGAGAUUGGAGAACCUUGAGCAAUUCAGUCGAAGUAACAACUCAGUGCAGGCCAACAGCCUCAAAGACUUGCUCCAAAGUAAAAUCGACGACUUGGAGAAGCAGGUGCUGUCCCGAGUGAAUAGCAUUGAGGAGGGGAAGCCCGGACUCCGGAAUGAGACAGCGCAGCGUGGGAGAGUUGAAUCCACACUCACAUCUUUGCACCAGAGAAUCACCAACCUGGAGAAAGGUCAGCGAGAAAAUAGGCCUCUGGAUAAAUUCCAGCUUACAUUUCCACUGAGAACCAACUACAUGUACGCAAAGGUGAAGAAGAGUUUGCCUGAGAUGUAUGCCCUCACUGUCUGCAUGUGGCUCAAGUCCAACGCAUCCCCAGGAGUGGGCACACCUUUUUCCUAUGCCGUUCCCGGUCAGGCUAAUGAGCUAGUGCUCAUCGAAUGGGGAAACAACCCGAUGGAGAUACUGAUCAAUGAUAAGGUUGCAAAACUGCCUUUCCUGAUCAAUGAUGGUAAAUGGCAUCAUAUCUGUGUGACGUGGACCACUCGUGAUGGUGUCUGGGAAGCUUUCCAAGAUGGUGUCAAAAGAGGGAGUGGUGAGAACUUGGCCCCAUACCAUCCUAUAAAACCGCAAGGACUGCUGAUCCUUGGUCAAGAGCAGGACACUUAUGGAGGUGGGUUCGAUGCAACACAAGCGUUUGUUGGAGAUCUGGCCAACUUUCACAUCUGGGAUCGGAAACUAUCCAUGGGAGAAAUAUACAACCUGGCAACUUGCAGCAGCAAAGCGCAAGUGGGUAAUGUUUUUGCUUGGCUGGAAACAAGCCUUGAAAUUUAUGGAGGUGCCUCAAAGUGGACAUUUGAAGCUUGCCGCCAUCUCAAUUAA
Molecule: messenger RNA, 1299 nt
Organism: Nerophis lumbriciformis (worm pipefish)
Lineage: Eukaryota; Metazoa; Chordata; Actinopteri; Syngnathiformes; Syngnathidae
Source: RefSeq, a predicted model, not a curated record